AUGUCGGCGACCUCUUCCACUUCCCUUAUUCCGAUUACCUCACCUUAUUGUCUCCACUCCUCCGAUCAACCUAGAUCGGCUUUGGUUCAACCUCUCCCUGAUGGAGAUAAUUACCCUACAUGGCAUCGUUCGAUGCUCAUGGCUCUUGAAGUGAAACAUAAGCUCUCCUUCAUCGAUGGCACAUUGGCAAAGCCUGAUGCUACCUCUCCUGAUUUGCCUCACUGGAUUCGGUGUAACAGCAUGGUUCGAUCUUGGAUCGUCCACUCUACGAUCCCCGCUAUUGCCCACAGCAUAUUAUGGAUUGAUUCGGCGAUGGAUGCUUGGCAUGAUCUUCGCGAGCGUUUCUCCCCAAAGAACGCUCCACGUAUCUUUGAGAUUCGACGUGCUCUAUCGACUCACGUGCAAGGAACCGAUUCCAUAUCGACUUAUUACACUACAAUCAAAGGUUACCAUGGUGAACUUCUUUCCUACCGUGCACGUACUGCCUCCUUGCUCGUGUGGUGCCCUCAAACCUAUUCAUGA
Molecule: messenger RNA, 522 nt
Organism: Telopea speciosissima
Lineage: Eukaryota; Viridiplantae; Streptophyta; Magnoliopsida; Proteales; Proteaceae
Exons: 1
Coding region: 1-522 (173 amino acids)
Source: RefSeq, a predicted model, not a curated record